This is a messenger RNA of Mugil cephalus (flathead mullet), 3007 nucleotides long. It is a transcript of the gene fbxw10, whose product is annotated as F-box and WD repeat domain containing 10. Bases 64 to 2601 code for a protein of 845 amino acids. Gene Ontology annotation, molecular function: protein binding. The transcript is spliced from 12 exons. Lineage: Eukaryota; Metazoa; Chordata; Actinopteri; Mugiliformes; Mugilidae. The record is from RefSeq and is a predicted model, not a curated record.
ACAACUGUUGCCUGGCAACGACCCAGCCAAAAUAAAGCGCCACUGUCUUCUUUCAGCAUCGACAUGAAGUCUGUCACAGUUAGCAAAGUUGCCUCAGACUGCGAAUUCAACUUUAAAAGUGCGGAUGGGUGUCUCAGCAUGUGCGGGAUGUGCCCUUCUUGCGUCUUUGGCCCGACACCGCCGAGUUCCACCCAGCGGCUGUGGCGGAUGGCGGACAAAUUCAAGAGGAGAUUCGUGGUGGCGCUGAUUUUACGCUGCAGGAAAGUCCAAGUGCUCGAAAGCAUCCAGAGCGUCCUGGGUGUCACGUCGUGGACGUGGUUCACUUACGCCAGAUCGAGAAGCCCCACUUCACCCGAGGACUAUCCCUCCCGCACUCCUCCCCACCAGGCCCUGGACGGAAAGCCACUUGGCAUGGAUUUGAAUGAAAUCUGGAGGUGGUUCAGCAGCAGUCCGGACUGGAUUAAAAUCAGAUAUCUUUGCCGUAUUUUCUCACUGUGUGACUCUGAACUUUUACGAACGGCCCUUAAUUUAACCAGCGUGCUUCUGGUCCGACAAAAACAAGGGUUUCUAGAAUUUAAUGGGAGUAGCCACAGAAUCAAACAACAUGUUUCGGACUCGGAAGACCCUGCUCUUAUGGUGGUGCCCGGAUCCUCAAAAUCUGUGUCUGGAGUCACACAGUACCGAGACAUCAUUGGCAGUCUACCUGUUGAUCUCUCCAAAAGGAUAUUAGGUCUGUUAGAGGAGCACACUUUGAGACGCUGCAAGAAGGUCUGUCGAUACUGGCAGCACCUGGCACAGGAGACCAUGGAGGAAAUGAAGUUCAGAAGAAAGUUUCAGGAUCAAAUUAGCAACAUGAUGCAGAGGUGCAGUCGUGUCAACACAAUCAGUCCUAUUUAUGCCAACUUCGUUGAUGUCCUUGUACCAGUAAAGGACGAUGAGAAUGGGGAUUUUAAUUCUAACGUCCAAAAGGUCAAACAGUUUGACGGUGCUUACGCCAAAAUGAAAACUAAGACGGUGCGAAUGGAGGAGCGCAACAUUUACUGUGGUGCACAUUUCAUCAAAGUUCUGCUGGACAAGGAAGACCCACAUCGGGUGCUGGACUACAAGGGCGGCCCGUUGAUGGCCCUGGCCUCCAAGGACCGCGUGGCGCAUCUGCUUUACGUGGCGUCAGAGACCAGAAACGUGGCGGUGAUGAAAGGCCACGUCGGCAGCAUCCGGGCCGUGCUGCUCUGCGAGGACAGAGGCCUGCUGAUAACGGCGAGCUGUGACGCAAGCAUCAGGUGUUGGAAUCUGAAGACGGACAGGUGCGAGAUGGCGCUGUAUGGUCACACUGGUACCAUCAACUGCCUGGAUGUGCAUGGAGAUAGACUCGUGUCAGGAGCUAAGGAUUGUCUAGUGAAAGUGUGGAGUCUACAGACAGGGAAGCAUUUUGAGGAUUGUAAUUUCAAGCACCCCAGCCGUGUCCACUGUGUAAAGAUCAACGAAACUACGGUCUACAGCAGCUGCGAUCGGGGCCUGAUCAAAAUAUGGAGCCUGGAGAAAGCGUCGCUGCUCAGGGUGAUUGAUGCCCACAAGAGCUCGGUGAAGUGCCUGUUCUGUGAUGAAUGGCACCUUUUAUCAGGCGACGCCAACGGCAAGGUUCUGGCAUGGAGCACCAACUGCGAUGCCAAACAGUGCCUGAUGACCUUUAACCACCCGAAGGAGGUAAAAUCUCUGACUCUCGUCUACCUCCGUGUCGUCACCGGCUGCUUGGACGGGAAGAUUCGCGUGUUUCAUUUCCUCACUGGGGACUGUUUGAAAGAGAUCACGGCCGAGACCGAAGCAGGCCGUAUGCUGUCCCUGCACUUUCAUGAACACAGCAUAUUAGUGAACACGGCGACGGGCGUGAAGCUCUACAAGUUUGCCCAAGUGUUCUGGGAUUACGCGGACUCAAAAAAGGGGGGCCGGGAAGAUGUAGCCGCUCAGGAUUGUUCCGUUUCUAUCGGGGCAGAGGAAGCGGCGCAGGUCCCUUCACCAACUCGAAAGAUUCAUAACACAAUGAACCCAGAGGGAGAGAAGCUGUUUCACCAGAUCCGCUCCUUAUCUACACCGACUAAAUGUCAAACGCGAGCCAGAGCACGCCGUGACAACGCCGACCAGUCGCUCAUUCUGAGCGAGAAGGCGGCAACUAAACGGAUGAGGGAGAGGGGUCUCCACCGUCCCCUCACGCGGGACUCCAUCCUCCUCAGGGUCAACGCCAUCCAGAAAGCGCAGUGCAUGGACGAGGUCGGCAUCAACAUGGAGAGCAACGCCAGGCUGCGAGACUCGUGGGGCCCUCGCGCGGGUCAGGAUCCGCAGCCGUGCCCUCGAGGGGCCCGGAGGGUAACGACCUGCGUGCCCGCUCUGAAGCGGGUUGGCGGUCAAAAUGCGCAGAACACGUCACAUUGCAGGGACGUUUCCACAGCCCCUGCCGCACACAGGCCAAUCAAGGAGCUCGGAAGUGCCGCGGCGGGGCGGCAGGCUGAGAAGUGCUUGCCCGUGAGGUCGCUGCGUAAUCAAGGAUGUUGCAUGGAAGCUAGAACCAGUUUACCCAGGAUUAAUUUGGACACAUUCAGAAAGUAGGAAGCAUUCAAGCAGCUGCUUGAAGACGUUCGUUAAAGCCAAGAGGGAGCCCAUGCCGAGCUCUGAGCCAAAACUGAGAUGCAUACAGUGAUAAUGGGAGGAAGGUUAAAGGUGCAUUCGUAGACGAUCAGUUAGUGGUGUCAUACAAUUCAGUGUCAAAUACUUUAAUGAACUCUAUCACAGUGGCACAAUCCCUGUUUUGGACAUAAGCCCUUAUCCAAGGCGCAUUACCUUUAAUUGUGUUGUUGCAUUAAGAUUACACUAGGGGUCAGUAUUGUACCAUCUGAUUGAUAGGCAGACCAAGGCACAGACCUGUUAAAAUAGUUGAUCUGUUUUUUUAAAGGACUGUAAUCAUUUUUUUUCAUACAUUUUAUGUGUUGUAAAUAAAUGUUCUUUUUAUUGUUAA